AUGAUUUUUAAUAAUUUAAGAAGUUUAAACAAUUUAAAUAAAAACAAAACAAUCAAAACAAACAAUUAUACUGCAAAUAUUAAUAAUGAAGGUAUAUUUACAUCAAACCAAAGUUCUGACUUGGUUAUUAAAUUAUUUGGACGUCCUGACUAUCAAUUUGUAUAA
Molecule: messenger RNA, 165 nt
Organism: Dictyostelium purpureum
Lineage: Eukaryota; Evosea; Eumycetozoa; Dictyosteliales; Dictyosteliaceae
Exons: 2
Coding region: 1-165 (54 amino acids)
Source: RefSeq, a predicted model, not a curated record